ACAAACACGAACAAUAUGAUCUGGGAAACGACGCCGUUUCGAGGAAUCUCAUUCAGCCAUUCUCAUAUUCUCACCAACAAACGCACGCACGCACGCACACGGACUCUCUCGCCCUCGCUCAUGGCGGCGGCAGCGGCGGAAACCCCGAACGGUGGAACCAAAGAAGAAGAAAAGGGAAGGGAGGGGCGCAAUCUUCUCGGCAAGCCCAACUUCAAAGAGCUGGAAAACGGCCGGUUCAGAUGCACAGAGACGGGCCACGAAAUGCCUUCCAAGGUGAUCAACUCCUACGCCAACAGCAAGCGUUGCAGAAUAGGCCUCAUCGACCACGCGCUGACUCAGAACAAACCUCCUCUCAACAUGUUCAAGCAAGACCCUCUUUCUCGUUCUAAGUUAAUAUGUAAGCUGACUGGUGAUACCAUCAAUAAGUCAGAAGAGCACAUUUGGAAGCAUAUCAAUGGGAAGCGAUUCCUCAAUAAAUUAGAGCAAAAGGAAGCUGAAAAACUAACACCAAAUGGGGUAAAGCAAAGUGAGCGGAAGCCCCAGAAAGUUUCAAAGCUGGUGGCAGAUGAUACGAAAAAAAAUAAGAAAAAGAAUAAGGAAAAGGAUGACUCAGUCGACAAGCUAAUCUCUAAGCCAAGGAAGUGUUCUGAUGUGGACAGUGAUUCAGAAGAAGCUGACUUCUGGAUGCCUCCUGUUGGAAGCCGUUGGGAUUUUGACGAUGGGGGAGAUCGGUGGGGCUCUGGCUCAGAUUCAGAGGACGAAACUGAUGAAGUUGAUGGAACUGAUGACGUGGAUGGAGAGUGCAGGAAUGAAUCAACAGAGCUCUCUAAGAGGGCAAAGCGAAUGUCCAUAGAGGUUGGACCCAGCAGCUUUGCUUCGAGGAAGAAGAAGAGCAAGACUGAGUCCUCACAGUGAUCUUUGGCAAUAAUUGUCUUCUGUGCUCAAAACUUUCUGAACAGAGGCUUCCGGUUAUGUCUCAUUGCACAUCGUCACAGAUUAGGUCAUUUGUACUUUUGAACUAAUGGGAUUUGCUGUGUCAUGCAAGUUGAACUGAUUUUUUUAAUGAUAAAUUAUAUUCUGUCCACAAAA
Malania oleifera is the source of this 1089-nucleotide messenger RNA. RefSeq lists its product as uncharacterized. Lineage: Eukaryota; Viridiplantae; Streptophyta; Magnoliopsida; Santalales; Ximeniaceae. The coding region runs from base 16 to 915 and encodes 299 amino acids. The record is from RefSeq and is a predicted model, not a curated record. The transcript is spliced from 5 exons.